Messenger RNA from Diversispora eburnea, 405 nucleotides. NCBI's taxonomy places the organism in Eukaryota, Fungi, Glomeromycota, Glomeromycetes, Diversisporales, Diversisporaceae. The record is from the annotation of a GenBank genome assembly.
AUGUCUUCAAAAAUUACUUACGUGUUGAUUCUUACGGUUUUCAUUGCAAGUUUACUGACACUAAUUGUCAAUGGAUGUAUCGAAGGUGGAUUUCCGUCUUCCCUUCUAUCUUCCAUUACAUCUUCCAUACCAUCUUCCAUUCCAUCUUCCAUUCCAUCUUCCAUUCCUGCGCCAACUACUGGUACGGAUGCGACUUCAAGUUCAGACGGUACUGAAUCUCCGACUCCUAAACCAUCUGAUGCAACUACAAAUGCGCCAUCAUCAGAAGAUACAGCUUCAUCUACAUCUUCACCCACAUCUGCAACUAAAUCAUCAUCUGCAUCUUCCCUUCAAUUGUUAUCAAGAACUUUAUAUGUUAUUGGAUUAUUGGCUUUUGUUUUUGAAUUACUUUUAACUAUCGUUUAA